Molecule: messenger RNA, 585 nt
Organism: Anthostomella pinea
Lineage: Eukaryota; Fungi; Ascomycota; Sordariomycetes; Xylariales; Xylariaceae
Source: the annotation of a GenBank genome assembly
AUGACCUACCUUGAGAAAUUCCGUAGCUCCAAAACCAAUCAUUGGUGGAACACCUUCCUACGCGUGCUCCAGUUUCUCGCCUCAGUCAUAUCCUUGGGGCUAUUCAGUGCCCGGCUUCGCAAGAUCCUCCGUCUCUAUCACCGCUAUCGUGCAGCCGAUGGCGCUGUGGAGGGCAUUCUCGCUGCCGCGACGCUCUACACACUGAGCAUGCUGGCCAUCACAUGCUGCUUGAGGCAUGGUGCUCCCAAGAUCCUUCGAUGGCUCCAAGUGCUACUGGACAUCCUGUUCAUUGGCGCCUUCAUCGCCGUGGCCGUCCUCACGAGGCCCGAUGGAGGGCGGGCCGGGCCAAACUCCUGCAAUCGAAGCAGGUUCUCGUCUCUCAUACCUGGAGGAGAGAACUGCAACCUACCUUGGGGAGUCUUCAUCCUGGCUAUCAUUUCUACGGUCUUGCAUGCCCUGACCGCCUUAUUCCACCAGGUCCGCGAUCAUCACAGAGAGCAGAAGCACGGACGGAGGGGCACGGAGUCCUCUGACCCUUUCGUGGACAAGAACCGAUCCAGUCGACACCCGCAUUCGACGGUAUAA